CACUCUUCGGCAUUCGCGCGGAGGAGUCUGUGCAUUUAGCGGUUGGGGAUAUCGCCGGUCCCUUACGGAGUGUUGAGUAUCUUGUAGGUGUUAACUCGCGGUCUCUACCCGGUGACGUGCGGGGACCCGGGCAUUCGUGCCGUGAUACAUCGCGAUCUCGUCAAAGCGAUCGAACCGUCGGAGUUGAAACCGGCGUCGGUCUCGGCGCGCGUGCAGGAGAAAAGCCGGUACGCGACGGAGCGACAGAUAGGGCAAAGAGGGUGAGAGAGGGGAAGAGAGAGGGAGAGACGGUCGCGUGUGUGUGUCAGCAGUGAGUACGAGAGCACGAGAGUUUCGUCGAGAGUUGCGCGCAACGAGACAUCGUUCGGAUGCACAUUCGGAUAUCGGAAGAGAAGGAUAUCGAAGAGAUCGAGAAUCUGUAAAGGGGAGAGAUAGGUCUCGGGAGCGCGGCGCGACAAGGACGACGACUCGCGAGCCGGCAUCUUGACGUUUGCUGCGUGCGCCCAGCCGCGCUCCUCCUCUCCCCCGCGUGUGAUGGAUACUGUCGCGAGCGAACCGCGCACGCGACGCCAGCAGCAGACAGAACGUCGAGCCGCACGACGGGUGACGUCGCCGUCGCAGUGAGUUCAACCCUCGCGAGUUCAGUCUCCGCGCGCGUGUUCCACGGCACGGCGACCGGCAGCGGCGACAUAGCGACGACAGCGACAACGCGCGAUCUGUUCGCGACCUGCGAUCCCCUCGCGCAGUAGUGCGUGCGCAUCCGCGGAUACCGGCGGCAGAAAUCGGCUGCUUUCCGUGACCGUCCCUUUAAUCCGUGACUCGCGGCGACGCGUUAUCGUCCCGCCGUCGUACUUUCGCGUCUACUACGGGGGAGGGGAAGUCCUCUCUCCCCGAUGAUACGCACGUGCGCUCGCCGCUACCUGCUGCGUUUACGUGCGUGCGUGUGCGUGUGCUGCUGCUACGCGAUUCGUCGCGAGUAGCCACGGCCGCGUCGCGUUCGGCGCGCGCGUUCACGAGUGCGAGUUCGCGCGAGCGUGUACCGUCUGAACGUAGCUACGAGUGAGUGACGCGAAGCGUCGUCGCGUCUCGUUCGCGUCAAGUUCGGUGCGCUUGAUCCGCGUUGCUCUCGUCGCGCUCGCGUUUGUCAUCGCGUCAUCCUGUGCGGCGCAUCUAUCUGUGUGUGAGAGAGAGGACCGCCGAAGCGGAAGGCCGCCGCGAGGGACGUCGUAAUCGCGCGUAGCCAUGGAUACACUUCUACCGAGCGGCAAUAUAUUUCGGGAGCUGCAGGACAUACACGACACCGGAUACUUCUCGGCCCAGCCAUCGCUCGAGGAUCAUUGGCAACAGACAUGCUACGAGAUGGAGAGGUACCUGAAGGACGAGCCGAAGCUACAUUCGUACAAAAAACUCCCCACGGAGCUGGACACAGCACCCUGGAACCUCUUCAGGGCGCCAUCGAUCUCGUGGACGACGUCCACUGGAACGAGCGCACAAUUCGACCCACCAAUCAAAAUGGAGGUAACGUCGUCAGACGAGAGGGAUCCCCUCUGUUUGGACGAUAUCAAAUUCAGUCCCAGCGAUCAUAACGACAAUGGCCGCGACAGGGAUCUCCUCGACCGUCACCUCGAUUCCUUGUCGAUGUCCUCGGCGAGUUCGGCGUGUUCGGCGCUGUCCUGGGACAGCUCACCCUCUCUCUCGUGCACGGCGCUCAUUCUCAAAAAAGAGCCCGAGGACCUCGAGGAGGAUGAGGAGCACGAGGAGAUCGAGGAGGAGGAAGACAGCGGGUGCGAAAGCGAAGGUCAAAUCCUGACGCCACCAUCGAGUCCUGGGUCGGGUCAAGGUCAUUCCAACUCCAGUCACUCGUCGAGCGGGAGUUCGAUGCUCGACGUGCACAACCUCAACCUUCACGGCACAGGUGGCAGGAGCGCUAUCGUUAGGGUCACCACCAGCAAUGCGCAGGGUGUCGCAAGACUGAUUUCCGUCACGGCGAACGGCUUCCCCGCGGUCGCUGGCACGCAACAUGCGCACGCGGGCGCAACUGCGGCCGCAGCGACCACCGUGGCCAACAGGCAUCACGCGAGGAGCAACGAGCAUAGUCCACCCGACACGAAGCGCAGGACACACAAAUGCCAAUUCCCCGAAUGCGAGAAGGUGUACACCAAGAGUUCGCAUCUCAAAGCUCAUCAGAGGACGCAUACGGGGGAGAAGCCGUACAAGUGCAGCUGGGAGGGCUGCGAGUGGCGAUUCGCGCGUUCGGACGAAUUGACACGCCAUUACCGCAAGCACACCGGUGCGAAGCCGUUCAAGUGCCGGCAUUGCGACCGAUGCUUUUCCCGCAGCGACCACCUAGCCCUCCACAUGAAGAGACACGUGUAAUCAAUCGUCUCCGCGAACGGUCCCGGCCGGGUGUCGCAUGCCGCGCUCGGGACCACCGGGACUUCUUCCUCGUGAAGAUCGCGAGAUCUUCGUCGGGGACCUGCGCGGAGAUUCACGCGAUCCAGCAUCUUCCGGGAGUCAUCUCAGCAGCGCGCUGCAAAUGGAAGGGAAUCGACGAUCGAGGAUCUAUCUUGAUGAACAGACACAUCAGCGGAGAUCUCGCGGAAGUGGCUGCAUCAGGUGGUCGCGAUGAGACGUCGGACUCUGUCAUCGACAUGGGAAUUUGUGCUCUUGAGAAGAUUGAUGAUCAGCGAGACGUCGCUUCGGGGAGCGAGCAAAGAUCGAGUUUGCUAUUUGAGACUAUUUGAAGGAAACGUGAAGAGCAAUCGCGAAUGAUAUGCUUAGAAUGCGGCAUCUUGUCGGUGUCCAAAGAGUCACGCGUGCGCUUUUCCCUCAAAUUGUGUCAACGACCAGGAGCGAGAGCAGUGAGCAAUCAACGACGAUCCUUUUGGAGGACCCCGAAGCGGAAACAGCGAGUAACGAACCUUCAACUGACUGAUUUGAGGAGACGGAGUCAUCGAUCGGUCAGCAAUGAUUCGAGCGAGGAGGCCGCGUGGUGCCCUCCGCAUGGAGUUUGGAGAUAUCUGGACCAGAAAGUCACCCGGGAAGUCUCGCACGCAUGAGAGACGUCAAUCACUGCCAAUUCUUUACAUUCUAAGAUCACAGCGCUACCGUCGAGGAUCUCAAGCUGCGACUUUGGUCCCCCGGGAAACCAGAAGCGGGAUGCUGACCGGAGAGAGCCUAAAAUAUCUCGCCGCUCCUCAAAUCGUCAUCGAAGCGCGCCGGGUGCGGACGCGCAUUCGCGAGAUUAAAUUGUAUUGCCAAAUAAAAUCCCUCUUUACGGCACGAUUUAAAUUAUCAUAAGUUAUCAGUCUCUUUCUGAAGCGAUUAAAUCGACGAUCGUCGCGUCACAUCUGCCGCGUCGAGACGCGCGUCGGGUGUCGCCGCGAGCGCAGUCGCGCGUGCACCGAAAACUAGAGAAAAAGAAACGAAUCGUAGCUUUCGCAAGGACAAUAAUGCAAACUGUCGGUGCCAAACGUAUUUCCUUUUCCUUUGCUUCUCUUCGGGAGCUUCGCGAGGCAGAACUCGCAACUGAAAUCGCACGCGCGUGCGCGCAGUACUCGUGGCACUCCGGACGAUCUCUCGAUGCGAGCGGAAUCAGCGCUAUAAUGUAGCGAGGAGAGUCGAAGCGGACGCGACGCGUAGUAAUUGGAUACGUGAUUUCGACCAGUUUCGACGGCAACGGGAUUUACCGUGCCGGGUGCUAAUCUCGAAUUUACAGUACGAAUUACAACGCGGAUCGCCGCUGAUUGGUCGAAAGCUCAUGAAGAAAUUCCCGAAUGUUGCGAGAGUUAACCGUCUUGCUUCGCUCCUUAUUGCUGCUGAUUUUUUUAUCAGUUUUGUUAGUUUUGCAUUUUGCUCUUGUAGAUAGUCACUCGAUCGUAAUCGUCGACGUGGUCAUUUUUUCUUUCGACGAAAGGAAGAAUUCUUCCGAAUUCUACAUGCGGAAAGCGUGGAAGACUUUUUCCUCUCGUGAUUUCUCUUCGACAUGUGCAUUAUUCGGAACGUACGCGAGCGGGGGAAUCGCUCGCCGAAGCAACUCGGAAAACGUCGCGAAAAACUCGGAAGCAGAAUACACACAAAAAUGAUACACACACACACACACACACACAUAUAUAUAUAUUUUGGUUAAUAUUCUCGUCAUACGCAUGGAAAUAAUAUAGAUAAAGAAGUACAUGGACAAAUAUAAUAAUUCAUAUAAGAUCUUCGUGCACUCUUCCGCUGAACAUCUCACGAGCGGUUCCCUGCCUCGGGCAUGAUCAACACUUAUCAAUUUGUAUCCGCGAGCGCGUUAAUCCUCCAACGCACAUCAAUGAAAUUGCUCGUCUCGUUCGAUCCAUACAAGGACGAUCCCGACAUUGCGAUAUGCAAUAUAUUAUGCGCGACGAUAUCGAAAAGCAACAGGGAGCAUGAGAGAGAUCGACGUCGUUGCAGCGCGCGCGACCGUCAACACGAGGGAAGCAGGAGACUUCAAGAAGAUUAAUCUUAUCGAGAGAUGCGAGAGAGAGAAAGAUAAAGGCAAAUAGCCAAGGAGAUGAGAAACGAGAAAUAACUAAAUUUUAAAUGUUCAGUGGCCAAAUAAAUUAAUUGAUACGCACGUAGAACAUAAAGAUACCGUACCUAUUGAGUAAGCCCGACUGACAAAUGCCGGGCACAAUUUGUGCAAGAGUAUGUGUGAGAAAAUGUGUAAGAAAGAACGAGAGAAAGAGAGAGGGAGGGAGGGAGAGAAAGAGAGAACGAAAGAAAAAGAUCGUACGACUGUGUGAUGCCUGCGCGGAGCGCGUGCAUGUGAGUGCAUCGCGAAGUAGGGUAUGCGAGUGUGCAAUUUUUUCCACGGGUAUUCCGAACCUGAAAGGUGAGGAAUCCAAGGGUAGUAGAGACAGAAGGAACACUGAGUUUGUAUAUUGUGCAAUUUUUUCAAUGUUUCAUUAUUUGUUACCAUGUUCACGAUUAAUUAUAAAUAAAUAUAUAUAUGUAGCAUUUACAGUUUUAGGAUAUAAUGGCCGUGGCGGCCGGACGUCUUUUUGAUAGCCAUAUUCGGAUAAUGUGGUCGCGGUUUGCGACAUCAUACCCCCCGAAACCCAACCCCCUCACUCACCCCAACCCCGAUCUUUUUUUCCGACGAGCGUGAUGUAGAACUAAACAAGUACGCGGGAGAGUACAAGAGAAGCGAAACGACCGCGCGAAACAGAGGAAGGAAGGGGAGAAAACGCGAUAUCUCGUCUUUGGCCUCGACGAUCUCUCGUUAAAUUCCACGCCGUCGAAACGAAAGUAACAGGAGAUAAUGGCUGCUACUUCGGUUCUUGUUAGGGGAUCAGGGUCCACGCAUAUAUUAUUUGCUCUCGAGCUCGUGCACCUCCAAACGCUGGGUUCGUAUUUAGGCACGUAGUGAUGGGCAAGGGGGUGACGAGUCGAAACCGCAAAGGGGGAGGACUCUGUCCCGCUGAAAGAUCUCUAUCGUGUCACGAGUAUUUCCGAUCGAGGUGACCGAUGAGUUCCGUAGAUGCAUCGCUAAACGAACGACGUUGUCUUAAAGCGAGGUCGGUAGCAAACGCGCGAUUGUGCGAAUAAUCGAGGAACGGGACGAGAAAGAGAGAGAGAAGUGCGGGUAUGUUGAAUAAAAAAGUAGCUAGACGUUUAGAUAGGUAGAUGGUUAGCAAAAUCGUUAGAUAGGCACUUAGAUAGACAGAUGAAUAGAUCGACGAACGAGGAUAGAGCGUGUGCGCCCAGGAGUGCUUGAGGCAGAUAGAAAGAGUAUUAUACAUACAUACAUAUGUACAUAUGUAUAUGUAUGUAUGUAUAUAUGUAUGUAGCUACAUGGUUAUACAUAGGUAUAGAGAUGUAAGUACCUAAGAAAAAAUUUUAAGGAAUAUUAGGAGAAGCAGUAUCGUUGUACGAGGUACGAUAAGUGAACAUAAGUGUUUUAUGAUACUCGCGUACAAGGAAAAAACGAGACAAACACUAAGAAAUAAAAAAAUAAAAGCAUACAUAAAAUUAAGUGGUAAUAAAAAAAUUAAAAAACACGCAGUACGAUUAUAAUUGUAUUAUUGUGGUCUAAGGUAUUUUCAGUCAUGUUGUAUAGUAAUUGUAAAUUACACGACUUUAAAAGAAAGAGAGAGGAUGCGAGGAUGCGAGAAUGCGAGAGAGAAAGAGAGAGCGUGAGAGAGAGAAAAGAUGAGAGUGACAGCAAGAGCAAGCGUAUGAAACAGCGCGAUUCGUGUUAGAUUAGCUUCGCGUAAAAAACAAGCAAAGAGAACGAAUCGAAAAGAAAAAGAAGUUUAACAAAACGAACAAGCAACAUCGAUCGAGUUGUGCGAAAUUUGUAUAAUAUAAAUGCCCCUUCUCCCCCCUCCUACCCGAGAUUUCGGUGCGAAAUGAGCGUAUUGCGAACGGAACGUGAGCUGAAAGAGAGAAGAGUGUGAAGAGCUCCCUUUUAUAAUAAUAAUAUUAAUGAUAAAUAACAAAUAUACUUGCGGCAACAGGGCACUGCGAUGAGCGCGACGCUGUAUAACUAACCACGGAAAUUUCAAAGAAACUUAUCCGUACGAGCUGGAAAGAAAAGAAUUUGAUGCUACUACUAUAAAGUUACGAGAAAGAAGAAGUAUUAAUGGUCGAUUUGAUACAAUUCAGGACGUCUGCAAUAUCGCCGCUAUAAUUUUUUUCUUGUGCGUUUCUUUUUUCUUCAGUAUUUAUCAUCAUUUUAUCGAUCUACCAGCAUUUUUCGUACACGAAAAACAUUUUUAUUUCUGUUACGAAUUAUGUUGAGUUUCUUUUUUUACAUUUUUCAUAUUUUCACAUCUAUAUUGGAAAUAUUGAGUUAUUUCUAAAGCCAGAUCAACUCAUCAAUUUAUUCAUUUUCAUUGCGGCGGACGUCAUGCAUUGUCAAAUAUGCAUUUAAAACGCUACACUGAUAACCGAACUGAUAGAAUUAAUAUUAUUUUUGGGGAAUUUCCUCGUUAGAAAAAAAAGAGUUAAAUAAAUAAUGAAGAAAAUGAAUACUACUGAUACAAGAUUUUAUGAGGAAAGACUUAAAAAGAACAGCGAGAGAGGGAGAAAGGAAAGAAAGACAGAGAGAGAAAGCGAGAGAGAAUGGGAGCGAAAGACGUGGAGAAAGAAAGCUGGAUAAAAAAAGCGAGAAAGAAAUGAUGAAAGUGAAUACGAAUACACAGGUGACAAUGAAUGAAUGCGAAUGAAACUAGAAUGAAAGUGCAUGAGAGAAAGAGAGAGAGAGAGAGAGACGAGAUGCGCAAGGGCGAAAGACAAAAGAAGAGAUGAUAUAACUUAUAUUUUUAAAAAGUGACCUUUGGCAUUUAAAGACUUGUAAAAAUCGUGCAACGAGUUAAAUAAACAAAAUCAAGGACGCAGUGUAUUAAGAGGCGUCCGUCCUUCUCCGUGUCUCUAUUUCAUGUACCAUGAUGUACAUAUAACAUGCAUAUAUACAUACAUAUACGCACACGUAUACACGUAUACGUACACAAUACACUCGUUGAAAUACUCGGGAACACAGGUGCGCGGCUUGCAAUUCCGAGACGUUUUCUAAACUAUGGUACCAUGGUACCAGCGUUUCUACAAACCAUUAAGCGCGCAUACAGUCACACAGAUACACAAUACGAGGUCCGCCGAGAUUAAGAAAGAAUCCGGAGACAGUCGAAUACACCCACACGUUCUGAUGUUCAGAACGAAAAAAGAAUAGAGGCACAGGGACAAACGAGAGACAGCGAGAGAAUUCGAAAAUCGAUUCGAGAGGAAAAAAGGGAUACAAAUGCGAUCCUUUAAAAACAACCAAAAAAAAACAAAAAGAAGUAGACUAAAGGAAACACAUCUCACAAGACACAGCCAAUCAGUAGACACCAACCGGGCGCGGGCGAUGAUUCUUGGGCCUAAGAACAAGCGCAGAGGCAAGAGAUUUUUGGUUGAUGCUCGAUUCCCGAGCUUCGAUCGCUCCCGAUCAGCGCGAAUAAAAUCUCCUCGAUUUCGAAUGCAAUUCCUGAUGCUUGCGCGAUGCAGAAGUCAAAGAUACACGCGGAUGAUGACGCGAAUGAGGGCAUCGGGGGUGAAAGCUCCUCCCUCGCAAGCGCGAGACGUCGGGCAUCGAAAAGGAGAACGGAAGGAAAUGAGCCAACGGACAGUCACCGCAGUCACAGUCACUAAUGUCAUCCAGCAACACAAUUCAUGGUAGGAUAUAGUAUUUUUAGGAAUUUUAUACAGGCAUGCGACGGCGUUCUAUGUUUUAGCCGGGAUUUACUGUCGAUGAUUAUUGACGUUUCUUCGUGUAUGUGUGUGUGUAUGUGUGACGUGAGACGUAUGCGUGCGAGUGCAACGAGUGUGCGACGGGAGGCGGUGCGAAUGAAAAUGUAUGCCGGGAUGAUUCUUGAGGGAGCGAAGAACGUUGCUGCAGCAGGAAGCGAGUGAGAAAGAACGAGAGGAAAGUCACGUGAAAGUGAGGGACAAGUGGAGAUCGGCGAAAAUCAUUUUUCCAGAGUUCUGUACCUCGUGUUGUGUAUACAUUUCUAUUUAUAUAACUGUGCAUAUUAAUAUAUUAUGAUAAUGUGAUCUUUAUUACGUAUGAUCUUGAGCACGCGGAGAGAUGUGGAGGAAAUCUUUAAGGAAGUAUUUUGUACUACGAGAUAAGACGUGCAAAAGGAAAGGAAACGGGAGAGUGCGAGAUGUGAAGCGAUAGGAAUUCUUGUAAAAUAUCGCAGCUUCUUUGCCGCUGAGGUACACGAUUGUAAUAAAGAACGCGCUUGCGCAGCCGUCGCUCCUUUCUCUUGGCGUCAUUUCUUCUUUUUCUUCGUCUUUUUCUUCUUCUCCGUAUAUUACCGCUUCUCGAGGUUUCCGUCGAGGUGGGCGACGACCGCCUGCAUACGUUAUUCUCCAGUAUUAUUUUUCUGCCAUACUUAUUCAGUAUAAGAGACGCGACAACGAAAACAUGUCAUUACGCUAGUGAGUUGUUGAAAACUCGUGUGCAUUCCGCCAUAAUUAACAAACGAGCUUUCCACUCGCGAUAUCUCACACUUUUUGCUCUGUAACACCUCAUCAUCAUCAUCUUCGAGAAGUCGCGAGACUAUCGAAUGGACCUUGAUGAAAAAACGGGCGUUCAUUCUGCAUUGCAUUUCGUGGGGCUCUCUACGAACGUUUUCCACUCUCCUUUCGGAAAGUAUCCGCUUCUGUACCCCAUACGGGGCAUCUUGCAUAAACCAAUGCUCCGUGCCAUGAAUUGAUUCGCACGUGUCGAUCGCAAAAGAUACGUGCACAAAAGCUUGAGCCUGUCAACUCGAAUCUUCUCGAUCAUGAUGCGGAUUGUACGUGUUUUUUUGAAUUUAGCCAUUCAGCGAGAGCCUCAUGCUACGGAGCGAAUGUCAGAUGUAUCAGCCAAAGGGAAAUCGCAUAGCCGCAACAGACGUCUCGCGGAGAGCGCGAAACGUGAACACGCGAAAACGUAUUGUAUACGAUUCUAGGAACCUGAUUGUCCCCGCGACGAUAAAAUGCAGACUACAUUUAAAAAAAAUGGAAAAUAACAAAAAAAAUUAAUUUUAAAAAAGGAGAAAAACGUGAGAGAGGAACAUCCUUCUGAAGUUGAGACUAAUCGCUCACCGCGACUGUCAAAGGUCGGAACACGCUGAUUUACUUCGAAGACUCGACGUUUUGUACAAGGUGUAGCGAGUACGCUCGUGUGACGGGCGCAGUAGGUGAUCACAUGUGAUAUUUGUAUUGGCUAUUAUAUAUAUAAAUAUAUAAAUAUAUAUAUAUGUAAAUGUAUAUUAUAUUAGAGUACUCCGUUAGGAUUUAUGGCUGGUAGUUAGAAAAAAAAGAAAGAGAGGAACAUAAAGGGGUGAGGUAGAAAAAGAAAGGGAGAGAGAAGAAAGACGGAAAAAGCGUCGAGCCCCAUGGAGAACGUCCCGCUGUGGGACGAGCUUACGCCUCGUGGAGAAAGCUGAGAGGAAAAACGGAGGAAACGGUCAGCUCCUCGCGGAAAUACACUGCUCACGCCUGAACUACGCCUAAUUGCGCUAUGCGCGGGCCUAUUUGCCGAUUUCGGGAAACGGUUCGCCAAUUCGGGUGGGAGAAAGUGCCGUCUGACAGAAACACGAAAGAAAUGAAAGCGUGACAGGCCGGAAAGUGGGCACGAGCUUUGAAAGGAAAUCAGCGCGAGUGCAGCUCGUCCGAAUUCACCGAAUGUGACCGUAAAUGAUCAUUAAAGUUAAUUCAGGUUUAAUUGAUUCUUGACUCAAACGUCUAGAAUUAGUUAUUCGUUUCUUUCCAGAGUAGAAGCGCGAAUCAGUUGACGUGACUGAGUUUAACUUUAGAGAUUCGUUUACGGAAACGAUCCGAUCAAAUUUUCACACGGGCGAAGCGCGUGUCACUGCAUCGACGAAUUCAUUAGCAUCAGGACGAUCGGUCUCCAAUUCACGCACGAGGGGAAGAAGAUAUCGCGAGGGACUCAACCUCCGAGAGCGGUGCCGUUUGGCAUUUUUUUCGAGAGGCGAAGUAGUUUCGCGAUGAAUUGAUUUUUUCUUCUUUUUUGCUUAUUUCUUUUCUUGCCUUCUAGUGCAAGACGUGUCGCUUUGCGACGCUUUUGUGCCGAUGCGCACGAGUUGUGAGAACGCCAGCGAAUAAAAAUCACGUGUUUCGGCCGUUUUUGAAUUCCUCACUUUCCUUCAGUUCCCCAGGACUGUCUGUCGUUAAAUUGGCAACUUUUAUCUGCUUUGCGUUCGGAGUCAAAGGGUUCUCACAGGUACGAAGGCGCGCGAGCUCGCGCUGCUCGUGUCGAACAUCAUUUUUCCUUUCUUUUUCCUUAGUUCGUUACGUUGCUUUCGCACUCAUCGACGGAGAACAGGGAAGCGACGCGAAGGAGAGAGAUUAGCAAGCGCCAGCGAUGCUUCGGCGAAAGUCUGCUAAGCUGUCUUGUGUGUGAGAAACACGCGCGAUAAAAGAGAGACACGUGCGCGAAUGCGAGAGUGUGACAAAGGUGCGUGAGUAUGUAAAAGAUGUACAAAACGAGGGAGAACAACCAACUGUAUGUAAUUGCUUGCGUAUGUGUGUGCAUAUGCGUGUGCGUGUACGUAUGCGCGCCCAAUUGCGUGCGUUAGAAAUCUUGAGUGAUGCGAGAAUCAAACUUUGUGCGAUUUCUUAGUGUUCGCCAGAAUUUUUAUAUAAAUUAUUUACUACGCAGAGUCUUUAUUAGAUAUUACCUUUAUAUUAAAAACGCUAUAGUUAAUAUUAUUAAUGUUAUUAUCAUUAUUAUUAUUAUUAUUAUUAUCAUUACGAUACUAUCGCUGUAUUGUUCUUUUCUAAUGUCGAUUGUACAAAAGCGGAGGAUGCCGUCUAAGUUUACAUGUUUAGCACGUAGAUCAUUUGUAGUGUUAUGUACACAUAUUAUGAUUGAUUGUUUAACUAAUUAUAUUUUAUAUAAUUAAGCGUAGCGCACGGGGACUGCUCUGCGUCACCGACGAGCUCCCCUUGUCUACAUUCGCGAUUGAAUCUUUAAUUCGAUGUGUGCACGCUGAAUCGCUGAAGCGGUCGACGAAGUGCGCCGUGGAGUGAGCGACAUUGAUCAGCGCGGAUUCCGCGUCCGCGGUUGAACACGCGAGCGCGCGAGUUCAACGACAGAACCGUAUCAUCCCUCGGCGAGAGACGCGACGCCGGACGCGGCGGAUUUCCGUCGUGGCGCGAGGGUGGAAAUUUUAUUUUUAUUAUUUUCAGAGCCCAUUCUCGCGCGCGCCGCGCGCGUGCACUCUCGCCGAGGAGAUCCCGCGCGCGUCAACUUCGCUCCGAUGGGGAGUGCCGACCGACCAAAAUGAUCGGAUCCCGAGGGAUCCCUCACUCGCACGAGCGCGCCGCGUUUCGUCGAUUGUUGUAAUUGUUGUCCGCCUAGAGAUUUUUGCGUUGUCGAAAAGCGCACGCUUCUUCUUCGGCUAUUGGAGCGACCGGGCCGGCCGCGCUUUGUAAAUAAUUCAUUAAUAAACAUGUUUCUCAUCGUG
Ooceraea biroi (clonal raider ant) is the source of this 11978-nucleotide messenger RNA. RefSeq names its product Krueppel-like factor 6. Gene Ontology annotation, molecular function: DNA-binding transcription factor activity, RNA polymerase II-specific; RNA polymerase II cis-regulatory region sequence-specific DNA binding. Lineage: Eukaryota; Metazoa; Arthropoda; Insecta; Hymenoptera; Formicidae. Gene Ontology annotation, biological process: regulation of transcription by RNA polymerase II. The record is from RefSeq and is a predicted model, not a curated record.